Messenger RNA from Acanthosepion pharaonis, 2292 nucleotides. NCBI's taxonomy places the organism in Eukaryota, Metazoa, Mollusca, Cephalopoda, Sepiida, Sepiidae. The record is from the annotation of a GenBank genome assembly.
AUGUUUGCCAUCAAGGGGAAUGAAGAUGUUAUUGGACAAAAAAGCAGUACCGCGCCUUCCGCAAUGACUUUUAGGGAAAGCCAUGCUGACAACACAAGUCCCAAAUCUUACCGACCUUUAACAGUCCUCACAUUCCAAGUCAAUUACUGGCUUGGAGGAGGCAAGCCUUAUACCUUCCAUCUUGUCAACUGCCUUCUUCAUCUUUCUGUGAUUCAUCUGCUGAUUUACGUUUGUCAGAGAUUCUUCCAUUUACCUCAUAAAUCAGCCCAACUGGUUGGACUUCUGUUUGCAGUUCAUCCAGUACAUUCAGAAGCUGUUGCUGGAAUUGUGGGAAGGGCUGAAAUACUUGCUGCACUUCUUUUCCUGUUGUCUUUCAUUUUCUAUGCUCGGAAUGUUCAGGCUGAAUAUGAAAAUCCUGAAUGCCAUACAUUGCAAAUCUGUAUUUCUUUUAUACUGGGGGCUUCAAGUAUGUUGUGCAAAGAGACUGGAAUCACUGUAUUAGGCAUCUGUGCUGUCUAUGAAUGUGCCAUAUUUUAUCAAAGAUAUUCUCAACUGGAAAGGAAUAAAAUUUCCGCUUUUGUGAGACGAAUCUUCAAAUUAUUCAUUACAAUUAUUGGUUUACUGAUAUUCCGUAUGUGGAUAAUGGUUAAUACAUUACCAGUAUUCAAAGAAGAAGAUAAUCCAACUGCCUUUGCUCCAAGAUUCAUUACCAGAUUUCUAACCUACAGUCAUCUGUGUGCCUGGAAUGGCUACCUUUUGCUAUUGCCAAUCGCUCUCUGUUAUGACUGGCAAUCCAGCAGCAUCCAGCUCAUUAAUACCUGCUCUGAUCCUCGCAAUACAUUUACAGUGGCCUUUUUCCUCAUCCUCAUCCUUAUCACUAUAAAGAGUCUGCAAAAUAAAUCCGACUACACGGUUCUCAUGAGUUUAGCUUUUGUUAUUAUCCCUUUCCUGCCUGCAUCAAAUCUCUUCUUUCCUGUUGGGUUUGUAAUUGCUGAAAGAGUGCUCUAUAUACCAAGCAUUGGUUAUUGCAUUCUUGUGGUACAUGGUUUAAAUCUUUUAGAAAAAAGAUUCCAGCAGUAUUCAAAGCAGAUCUGGGUUGUCUUUCUAUUCAUUUGCUUUGUCCUUUCUUUGAAAACUUGGAAACAGAACCAAACUUGGCAUUCCAGAGAAUCCUUAUUCUUAUCAGGUUUAAGAGCACAACCCCAAAAUGCCAAAGUUCAUUACAACUUUGCAAAUCUGAUGAAGGACAAAGGUGAAACAGAUGCUGCAAUCUACCAUUACCGAAAAGUCCUACGCUCAUGGCCUAAGCACGCCAGCUCGCAUAAUAACCUUGGCAUCCUGCUCACUGAUAAAAAGAAAGCUCGGUAUCAUUACGAGAAAGCCUUAGAAAUAUCACCACAACAUAUAAGUGCCCUCAUCAACUUAGGAGCAUUGCUAAAUGAAGAGGGUAAUGUUGAAGAAGCAAUUCUGUUGAUAAAAAAAGCUGUCCACUUGAGUGCUCCAAAUGCACCACUAUUUCUAACCCUAGGAAAUCUGCUUGCACAGAAUCGUCAAAUGGAUGAAGCGCAAAAAUUCUUCGAGGCAGCCAUAAGCAUGAGACCAAAUUAUGCCGAUGCAUACAAUUAUUAUGGUUCGUUCUUCCAACAAAAAGGGGACAUCAAGAAGGCACUGGAGUUCUACCACAAAGCAGUGGACCAAGAUUCCCAGCAUGUUCGAGCAAUGACCAACGCAGCCCGCAGCCUUGAACAUCUUCAUCAAUAUGAUGAGGCUGAAAUGAUGUUGCUAAGAGCAAUUUCUGUCCAGCAGAGUCCAGUAAUUUUGGACCAGUUGGGGAUGCUCUACCUUAACAGAGGACAGCUGAACAAAUCCCUUAAUGUCUUUCAACAAAUUCUUGCUGAGACUCAUUCUGGUUUGAAUAACACAGACAUAAUUCUCCACUACGCACAAGUAUUAGCUGAAUCAAAGAAAAUGGUCGAGGCUAAAACCGUUCUUUUGCAAGUCAUCAAAAGCCAGUCUUCAGCAGCCAAAUUCAAAGCCACAGUUCUUUUGUCUAGAAUGUAUGGAAUGCAAAAACUGCACAAAGAUGCAGUUGAUCUGCUAAGCAAUGUCAUUUACACACACCAUGGAUCUGACGAAGAACUCACAGAGCUGCUUUAUGAACGUGGCAAUCACCAAAGGGAUGAUGAACAAUAUUCAGAAGCCCUUUUGAGUUAUAAACAAAGUCUUGAAAUUGGGAAGAAAAAAGAUGGCAAAACAGAAUUCAACAUCGGAACAGUUUACCAUUUGCUGUAG